Messenger RNA from Rhodofomes roseus, 1072 nucleotides. RefSeq lists its product as uncharacterized. The coding region runs from base 50 to 631 and encodes 193 amino acids. The record is from RefSeq and is a predicted model, not a curated record. Lineage: Eukaryota; Fungi; Basidiomycota; Agaricomycetes; Polyporales; Fomitopsidaceae. The transcript is spliced from 2 exons.
GCCGCGCAGCCCACCCUCGCCGCUGCACCACCCGACGACCGCGCCCUCCAUGUCUGCCCUCCCGCGCCAGCUCGCGUCGGCCACGCCCUCGUCCUCAAAGCUCCCGCCCCCUAGCCUGCCCUGGACGCCCGAUGCAGCCCCGAUCGACCUCUAUCUCGCGUCCCAGGCACACGACGCCGCCAAGGGCCGCCAGACCAAGUUCGUCGAGUCCCUCCAGCAGCGCAGACAGCGCGUCGAGUUCCUCCGCCGCCGCGAGUGGACGCGCCGCAUCGCAGAGUGGAUCGACUCUGCUGCGGGCCCAGAGGCAAAGGCACUAGCGCCGAUCACAUACUCGUGGGUCGACAUCCUCGCCGCCGCAGACGCCGACGAUGACUACGAGGACCCGCUCGCGCCCGCGCCGUACCCCUCCUUCCCCUGCGCCCCCGCGUACACCCCCGCCGCCCCCGACGCCGAGCCCUACAUCAUCUACACCGCCUCCCCGCGCUCGAGCACCUCCCCCGCGCGCCCGCCCGCGCUCAACACCGCGCCUCCGCCCGUGCUGCGGCGCACCCACGCGGAGCCUCGCUCCCGCCACUCUUCGCUCUCGUCCAUAUCCGAGGAGGAGGAGCCCGCCCCGGCGCCCUGCUUCUAGGGCAGGCAUCUCAUCGCCUCUCUCGCACUCGGCCCCGCCACGCGCGCCCCGCGCCACCCACGCGAUCCAUCGCGGCCCCCGGCGAUGACGAUCCCCUCCCGAUCCGGAGCGCAUGAACGCCUCCAUGUCUGUGCUUCCCUGCAUCGUCGCGCCGGUUGUAAAAAUAGCACGCAGAGCUCUUCGCUGUAGCCCCUGCCUUCGUCGCACCGCCCUAUAUAUCCAGAACUGGCCAACGCUAUCGUACCGUCUGAUCUUGUAUUUCUAUACCCUAGCUUACGUAGAAUCGCAUUAGUAGUUGAGUGGAUGCGGAACGGACGUUUUGUCUGCUUGCUCGGGAACUGCUGGCUGGUGGCUGGCUGUAGGAGCUGUACAUGCUUAUAUCCUUAUCGCUAGUCUACGCAUGUAUUUGCUGGAGAAAUGAUCUUCUCAUCCUCUCCUGGA